AUGGAAGAAGAAAGAGAGAAUGUUUCUUUAGCAAUGAACAAACAGAAUUCUGGAUUAUAUCAAGAUGGAGCCGAAUUGAGAAAAUUCAGAGCGUAUCUAGGAUGGGUUUACGUGGACCAAUCAAAUCUAUGCAAAACUGGUUUAUCUUGGUCUUUGUUUUUUACACUGGCUUACGUUGUACCGAUUCUAUCACACUUUCUUCUUGAUUGUUCGACAACCUGCGACGCGGAUCAUACCCGACCGUACCAUGUUCCUGUUCAGAUUUCUUUGUCUGCUUUUGCUACCUUGUCUUUUGUUAGCCUCUCGAAAUGGGAUCGUAGAUAUGGGUUCAGUAGGUUUCUUUUUCUUGAUAAAGUUACUGAUGAGAGUCUCAAGAUUCAACGUGGGUAUGCUCAACAGAUGAAGAGAACAAUGAAGCUCAUCUUGCUUUGGGGACUUCCCUGUUUCAUAGCUGAAUGUGCCUACAAGAUAUGGUGGUACAUUUCAGGAUCGUCCCAAAUACCACAUUAUGGUGAAAAAUAUGUGAGCAGCAUUAUUAUGUGCACAUUGGAGCUAUGUUCUUGGCUUUAUAGAACAUCGACUUUCUUCUUGGUAUGUGUCCUCUUUCGACUCAUUGGCUACCUGCAAAUACAAAGACUAGAUGAGUUUGCUCCUGUUUUUCAAAGAGAGACUGAGGUAGGAUCGAUCUUGUUGGAACACCUAAGAAUACGAAGGAAUCUACGCGUCAUUAGCCACCGUUUUCGAGCUUUCAUUUUGUCUUCUCUCCUUUUGGUGACAGCAAGCCAGCUCAUUUUUCUUCUGAUGGUUAUAAAACCACAUGCUGACGCUGAUAUCCUCAAAAGUGGAGAGCUCGGGUUAGUCUCCAUCACCUUGGUUAGUGGACUUUACAUACUUUUAAGAAGCGCGACGAAGAUCACACAUAAAGCACAAUCCAUCACAGGACUUGCUGCUAAGUGGCAUAUAUGUGCCACCAUAAACUCCUUUGAAAACAUCGAAGGUGAGACACCAAUAGCAGAGGCAACUUCAACACCAGUUAUCGCUACCAGUAUUAAUUGGGGAUUGUCGGACGAAGAUGAGUUGGGAGAUGAAGAGGAUGAGUUGAAUAACACCAAGUUAAUGCCGAUUCAGACACAUACUAUCUCGUUCAAUAAGAGACAAGCUUUAGUGACAUAUAUGGAGAACAAUAGAGCAGGAAUCACUGUUUAUGGAUUCAUGCUUGACAGAAGUUGGCUUCACUCCAUUUUUGGUAUUCAAUUGGCUCUCUGUCUUUGGCUACUUAACAAGACGGUUGGUAUUUAG
Messenger RNA from Lathyrus sativus (Indian pea), 1299 nucleotides. Lineage: Eukaryota; Viridiplantae; Streptophyta; Magnoliopsida; Fabales; Fabaceae. The record is from the annotation of a GenBank genome assembly.